Diorhabda carinulata is the source of this 1414-nucleotide messenger RNA. RefSeq names its product mitochondrial folate transporter/carrier-like. The transcript is spliced from 2 exons. Gene Ontology annotation, molecular function: NAD transmembrane transporter activity. Gene Ontology annotation, biological process: NAD transmembrane transport. NCBI's taxonomy places the organism in Eukaryota, Metazoa, Arthropoda, Insecta, Coleoptera, Chrysomelidae. The coding region runs from base 142 to 1053 and encodes 303 amino acids. The record is from RefSeq and is a predicted model, not a curated record.
AUCGAUUUUUGACAUUUACCUUUUUACGUAUAACCUCAAAAUAUGGAAACCCGAAAAAUAGACAUGAUGAAGUACAAUUUUAAUUCAAUAAUCUACAAAUAUUUAAUAAUUUCAUUGAUUUUAAUUUUUUGAAUAGAAAGAAUGACUUCGGUUACCCAACAAACACAGAAAGAAGUUAGUUUAUUAAGUCAGUUAAAAUAUGAACAUUUAAUUGCUGGAAUAUCAGGUGGCGUAACUUCCACACUUAUUUUACAUCCUUUAGAUGUUAUUAAAAUAAGAUUCGCUGUAAAUGACGGGAGAUUACAAAGUGUGCCCAAAUAUACAGGAAUAGUAAAUGCAUUUACAACAAUUUUUAAUAGAGAAGGUAUAAGAGGAUUGUAUCAAGGAGUUACACCAAAUGUUUGGGGAGCGGGAGCAUCUUGGGGACUAUAUUUCCUGUUCUACAAUUCUCUAAAAAAUUGGUUGCGAGAGGGUGAUACAAAUGUAAGCUUAAGAGCUAGUACUCAUCUUUUAAUAGCGUCACAAUCAGGAUUUAUGACACUAUUAUUAACAAACCCUUUAUGGGUUGUGAAAACUAGGUUAUGUUUACAAUAUUCAAACAAGAAACAAUACAGUAGUAUGAUCGAUUGUUUAUCUAAAAUAUUCCAAGCUGAAGGAAUUCGAGGAUACUACAAAGGACUAAUACCAGGUAUUUUUGGGGUAUCACAUGGCGCCGUACAAUUCAUGGUGUAUGAAGAGCUGAAGAAAGAAUAUUGUGCUUACCAUUCACAACCUAUCAACACCAAAUUGAGUACUAUUGAAUAUUUAAUGUUUGCGGCAACUUCUAAAUUAAUAGCAGUUGCUACAACUUAUCCAUACCAAGUAGUGAGAGCUAGGUUACAAAGACAAUAUUGUGAUUACACAGGACUAAUAGAUUGUAUCAAACGAACGUGGAUAUAUGAAGGUUGGAGGGGUUUUUAUAAAGGCUUAGGUACGAAUUUGUUAAGAGUUACACCAGCUACAAUGAUCACUUUCCUUACUUAUGAAAAUGUAUCACAUAUUCUUCUAAAAUAGAAUUAUUUGGAUUUUAACACAAAUUCAGAUUUUAUUAGAAUUUCAUUUUGUUGGAUUUUAAACAAGUCAAGUUCAUUUAAAUUGCCAUAAGCCAAUUUAUUAAAUAUUUUAUUCUUAAGUGAUACAAUUCCAAAGCCAAUUUAAACAAAAAACUGAAUUGUUACAGUAGUCAUACCAAAGUGGUAAUUAGUUGUAAAAAUAUUAUUUUUAAAGUGAAUUCCUCUGUUGUCUUAAAUGAUUUUUUAGAAAAGUUUGUUUUAUUAUAAUAUAUAUUAAUGUAAUUACUUGAUGACGUGCAGCAAUUGUAACUGUAUUUAAACCAAAUAUAAAUUCUGUUUAAAUAAAUAUUGUUUAUCAUAAA